AUUAAAAUUAUUUUUUUAUUGUUAUUUUUAUUUUUUUUAUUUAUGUUAUAUUACAAUAUUUAUUAUUUAAGAUUUAUAAUUAUAAUAGAAUUUGUAGUAUUUACUUUAUUGUUUUUAAUGAUUUAUUUUCAAAUAAAUCCUUGAUUGUUUUUAGUUUAUUUAGUUUUUUCUGUUUGUGAAUUAGUUUUAGGGUUAUCUUUACUUGUAAGGAUAAAUUAUGAAAUUGGUCAUCAAAAUUUAAGAAUAUUAAAUUUGAUCUUAUAG
This is a messenger RNA of Apis florea (little honeybee), 264 nucleotides long. The record is from the annotation of a RefSeq genome assembly. NCBI's taxonomy places the organism in Eukaryota, Metazoa, Arthropoda, Insecta, Hymenoptera, Apidae.